Molecule: messenger RNA, 1050 nt
Organism: Drosophila takahashii
Lineage: Eukaryota; Metazoa; Arthropoda; Insecta; Diptera; Drosophilidae
Source: RefSeq, a predicted model, not a curated record
AUGGGCAACCGUAUGUGGAGCAUCAUCGUGAUGGUGCUGCUGGUGCUGCAGCACCUGGUGGCCUCAUCCGAGGCGGCUAAUCUCGGCCAGCUGGUGAAGAAGCAGAGUCAGCCGAAGCAGGUGCAAUCCUCGCAUCAGGGACAGCAGACGGGGCAGCAACACCAACUGCCGCAGGGACAGCAGAUCCAUGCCCAGCAGUAUGUGCAGGACAACCUGGCCGAGCAGCAGGAUCUGAAGUCUGAGGAGGAGGAGGACCAUGAUCCCUACCAACUACUGCAGGAGUCCAAGCAGGAGUCGCGUUUGCCGAACUCGGCCAACUAUCCCUGGAGUCCUUAUGCCGCCCCCGUUCCGCAGGCGAAUCCCUACGAGGCCAUGCCCAAGAUGCUACCCUUCAUAGGCUACGCCCAACCAGUGCUCAUCCCCUUUCCGCUCUACCUGGCACCGGAUAUGUUCUAUCCCGCCUUCUCCGCCGGCUCCCCCGGUGGCAAUGACCUCGAGGAUGUGGUGAUGUCCAGAGCCGCCGGCGGACGACGUCCUGCCGCCAAUCACCCCCAAGCUGCCCGCAAUUCACCCAUCUACUAUGUGAGACUGCCACCCACACCCUAUAUGUUCUUGCCCAAUAUGCCGACGUCUCCAUUUGGUGGAGGCUUCUCCCCUCUGCUCACCUACCAGCCGAUGCCCUCCUUCUCCGCCUACGGAUCCGUGUUCAAUCUGCCCGUGAACUUCUUGGCCAACGGGAAGCCCUCGGGAGUCUAUCAGGUUAAUGGAUCACCGGGAGAGGGAAUGCCUGGCUUGGGAGGAGGAGGAGGAGGAUUUGGCAUGCGGCCACCUACCCCAAGUAAUCCCUACAGACCCAUGUCCCCUCCGCCUUCGAUGGGCGGUUACGGGGGCUCCCAGCAGAGCUUCGGCCUGGCCUCCAUACCAGUUCCUCAGCAGGACUCCAAGUUGACUUCCCUGAAGCGCCCCUUCGUCUUUAAUGGUCGUCCCGAGGACAUCUACAUCCUGCCCAACAACCUCAGUCCGCUCUACAACGAACAGAGCUAUUACUAA